Messenger RNA from Impatiens glandulifera, 687 nucleotides. RefSeq lists its product as uncharacterized. The transcript is spliced from 4 exons. Bases 64 to 561 code for a protein of 165 amino acids. The record is from RefSeq and is a predicted model, not a curated record. Lineage: Eukaryota; Viridiplantae; Streptophyta; Magnoliopsida; Ericales; Balsaminaceae.
UUUCUUCUCUGGUUCUCAAAAAUAUCUUCACAUUAUCCCUGUUCUAGAGAGAGAAAGAGAGAUAUGGAAGGAAACGGGAGGCCAAAUCGAAGCGACAUUCACAUUUCAAAGGAAGAUGAAGCGAAAAUCGAAGAAGAAACAAGAGAGUAUUUCAACGGAUUAGCUCCAAAACGUCAUACCAAGCCACAACGCAGUGAAUACUCUCUUCAAUACGUAGAUUCUACCGACGGAUCCAUUCCAGAGCUUACAGUGUUCCAGAAACUCGAACACGACGAUAAUCAGAAACUAGAUUACAAAGGCGGUGAAGUAUCAUCUGAAGAAUUCACUGAAACAGAGUAUUACAAAGAUCUGAAUAGUAUUGACAAACAACAUCACACUACUGGAAAAGGAUUCAUCAAGACGGAUAACUGUAACUGCUUCAGUCUUACGCCAGAUCCAGUUACGAUCACUUGCCAUCCUUCUUGCCGUGGAAAUCCAGCCACUAAUGACUGGAUUCCGGCUGAAAUCGAUGAUAAGGUAAGUUUUGCUUCUUCUGAUAAGCCGAAUCGAAGUGAGAAUUGAAAUUGGGAAUCAAACGUGCUUCAUGGAAAUCCAGGUGUUGUAUUUUAUCAAUUUCUGUAUUAUGUUUUUUAUGUAAUUGUAUUGACGCUUGUAAUGAAAUUUUAUUUGGAGUUCUCUUUAUUUAAA